UUGCCAGGAAGUGACGUUGCCUGGUUACUGGGCACCAUGUCACGCUGACGAAAGCCAACCCGCUAACGAAGAUUUGUUUUUAACGGGGUUUUGCGUGUCAUUUGUUUGUCUUCUCAUAUGAAUACACCCUCUCUUACGAGGUUAAUACAAUUGUAAAACGGAACCCUGUUAACCGGGUGACCCUUCUCCAGGGGCUACUUCCAACAUCAUAAAGAGAGGAGAUGCGAUGUACCAGAUUUAGCAGCUAGCUCAUUGUUCAGCUUGUUGGGGAGGACUACAAUGUUUAGCCCCGGUGAACUAGACGGGGAAGUGGAUCAUUCAUUUUUCGACAGUGAUUGUGAUGAUAACAGUACCAGCAAAGAUGGAGAGGAAAAGUUGAAGAAAGGCGUCAAGGCUGAGAAGGAGGGUCCACCAGCACAGGAGAGGCUACAACCGAAACCGAUAGAAAAUACAAAAGUGGGUGCCAGCCGAGAUGAAACAAAAGACAACAGCUCUCAUUUAAUGGGAGAGGAGAGGAGCAGGGAAUCCAGCAUAUCAUCUGUUACAUUGGAUAAAGUCCUGAAUGAUAGCAGGAGUAGUGAGGAAGGCUCUACCUCGCUGUCAAAAAAGCCCAUUGGAACGAUUAUGGCUACGUUGGCUGAGGCCAGAAAUCAAGAUCACAAGGAGUACAAACAGAGUCCGAAUGAGUCUGAAGAAGAAGCAUCGCCAUCCAAUCACUCAAAAGGUUAUACAUCCCCUACUUCCAGUGAAGGCAGUGUGGAUGCGGACUCUGAGAGCUCCUCUAGAAGUUGCAGUGGGAGAAGCAGUACAAAUUCCCCCACCCUUUCCAGGCCCAACAAAGCCCCUGGAGUAAGAGGGACCCGAGUGAGCUCAGCAGAAUCUGAGGAUGUUCCUAUUUUCCGUACAGAGGAUUCAGAGGAUACAGUGACAGAUGUUAGCCCUCUUUCCUCUCCUGACAUCAGCCCUCUCCAGUCGUUGGACCUGAAUAACACAGAGGUUGAAGAGGGAGGCCUUAAAGUGCAGCAGCAGGAGGAGAGUGUGCCCUCCAGUGGCCUCAGCGACAUGCAUCAAGAUGGGGACUCAGAUCAGGAUGUAGACGAGUGUGAGUUAUCAGGCUCCCUCAGGUCUGACAGCAAGCUUGGAGGUGAACUGGUCUUCCACUGUCCUGGAAGGAGAAACAGGAAGAACUACUCAUUCAGCAAUGAUGAGGCUCAACGGAUAGAACGGGAGAACCAUCGACUUCUUCGGGUGAUUUCGCGCCAUUCUCCAGCACCAAGACCAGGAAGCAGCGCGAGGAAGAACACCCAUACGGCCAGCAAGUCGCCUAUUAUCCGACUCUCUCACAGCGCACUCAACAGGGAGCGGGAGCAGCAGCGCAUCGAGAGGGAGAACCUGGCUUUCCUGAAGAGGCUGCAGUCCGCCAAGCCGACAACUGGCCUGAAACGCUCAGAACAACUGCAGGACUUCCAGCGACAAGCUGCAUACUUGGGAGCUCCAUCAUACCCAAUAUGUACGUCCACCAACAAGAAAGAGAGGUCUACCAGCACAACGCCCUCAGCAGCAGGACCCAGGCCGGCGAGUUCGGCCCAUCACAGUUCCGGCCUGUUUCCAGCACACCUGACCCUGGUAAAACACCCGCACCCAGGAACAAAAAGAACGACUGCAGUCAAACCAGCGUGGAGCUGAGAACACAGCCUUGAUGAAAAAUAAACUUGUUUUCCAGUGAGGGAUGGUGCCAUGUAAUCUGUAUUUCAUUGUUUUCCCCUUUUUCUCAUAUUUGCACACUCAAAAAUAAUUAAAUAUUUAUUUGAAAUAUUA
This is a messenger RNA of Eleginops maclovinus (Patagonian blennie), 1818 nucleotides long. It is a transcript of the gene cfap97, whose product is annotated as cilia and flagella associated protein 97. Lineage: Eukaryota; Metazoa; Chordata; Actinopteri; Perciformes; Eleginopidae. The record is from RefSeq and is a predicted model, not a curated record. Gene Ontology annotation, biological process: spermatogenesis. Bases 280 to 1686 code for a protein of 468 amino acids. The transcript is spliced from 6 exons.